AAAAUGGUCAUUCCAAAAAGGGGCCAUUCUUUAAUUCACUUCUUUCUUUUUUGAAAGUACGCCAUUGCAGGCGUGUAGUGUUUUACAAAUUCGGUCAAGAAAAUCACUAAACAUCCAAGAUGGUUAACUUCACCGUAGAUGAAAUCCGUGGCUUGAUGGACAAAAAACGGAAUAUCCGUAAUAUGUCUGUCAUUGCUCACGUCGAUCAUGGAAAAUCUACCCUGACCGAUUCUUUGGUCUCCAAGGCUGGAAUUAUUGCCGGAGCCAAAGCUGGUGAGACUCGUUUCACCGACACGCGUAAGGACGAGCAGGAAAGAUGCAUCACCAUCAAGUCAACUGCCAUCUCUAUGUACUUCGAAGUUGAGGAGAAAGAUUGCGUGUUCAUCACCAAUCCCGACCAACGUGAAAAGGACGAGAGGGGUUUCUUGAUCAAUUUGAUCGAUUCACCCGGUCACGUUGAUUUCUCAUCUGAAGUAACAGCUGCUCUCCGUGUAACUGAUGGAGCUUUGGUUGUGGUGGAUUGCGUUUCUGGUGUGUGUGUGCAAACCGAAACUGUCUUGCGUCAAGCCAUCGCUGAACGUAUUAAGCCAAUUUUGUUCAUGAACAAGAUGGACCGUGCUCUCUUGGAAUUGCAAUUGGAUGCCGAAGAACUUUACCAAACUUUCCAGAGGAUUGUUGAAAACGUCAACGUCAUCAUUGCUACCUACAACGACGAUGGUGGUCCAAUGGGAGAGGUCCGCGUCGACCCCUCAAAGGGUUCAGUCGGUUUCGGUUCUGGUCUUCACGGAUGGGCUUUUACCUUGAAACAGUUCUCCGAAAUGUACUCUGAAAAAUUCAAGAUCGAUGUCGUCAAACUAAUGAACCGUCUAUGGGGUGAGAACUUCUUCAACGGUAAGACCAAGAAGUGGUCCAAGCAAAAGGAAGCUGACAACAAGCGUUCUUUCUGCAUGUACAUCUUGGAUCCAAUCUACAAGGUCUUCGAUGCCAUCAUGAAUUACAAGAAGGAAGAAAUUCCAACUCUUUUGGAAAAGAUUGGAGUUACCUUGAAGCACGAAGACAAGGACAGUGACGGCAAGAAACUCUUGAAGACUGUCAUGCGCACCUGGUUGCCAGCUGGAGAAUCUUUGUUGCAAAUGAUAGCCAUCCAUUUGCCAUCACCAGUUAUUGCCCAACGUUACCGUAUGGAGAUGUUGUACGAGGGUCCACUCGAUGAUGAAGCAGCUGUUGCUGUUAAGAACUGUGAUCCAAAUGGUCCACUUAUGAUGUACAUUUCCAAGAUGGUACCCACCACCGACAAGGGUCGUUUCUACGCUUUCGGUCGUGUGUUCUCCGGUAAAGUCGCUACUGGCCAGAAGGCACGUAUCAUGGGACCAAACUACGUUCCCGGCAAGAAAGAAGAUUUGUACGAGAAGGCCAUCCAACGUACAAUCUUGAUGAUGGGUCGUUAUGUUGAAGCCAUUGAAGAUGUUCCAUCUGGUAACAUUUGCGGUUUGGUAGGUGUUGAUCAGUUCUUGAUUAAGACCGGAACCAUCAGUACCUUCAAGGAUGCCCACAACAUGAAGGUUAUGAAAUUCUCUGUAUCACCUGUCGUGCGUGUCGCUGUCGAGCCCAAGAACCCAGCUGAUUUGCCUAAACUUGUUGAAGGUCUUAAGCGUUUGGCUAAAUCCGAUCCUAUGGUACAAUGUAUCAUUGAAGAAUCUGGAGAGCACAUCAUUGCUGGUGCCGGAGAAUUGCAUUUGGAAAUUUGUUUGAAGGAUCUUGAAGAAGAUCACGCUUGCAUUCCUUUGAAAAAGUCCGACCCCGUUGUGUCGUACCGUGAAACUGUCUUCGAAGAGUCUAACCAAAUGUGUUUGUCAAAAUCUCCAAACAAGCACAACCGUCUGCUUAUGAGGGCUGUUCCUAUGCCUGAUGGACUCCCAGAAGAUAUCGACAAGGGUGAUGUCAGCUCAAAGGACGAUUUCAAGGUCCGUGCUCGUUACUUGGCCGAGAAAUACGAUUACGAUAUUACAGAAGCCCGUAAGAUCUGGUGCUUCGGUCCAGACGGUACUGGUCCAAAUUUCAUCAUGGACUGCACCAAGUCUGUUCAAUACUUGAACGAAAUCAAGGAUUCCGUUGUAGCUGGUUUCCAAUGGGCGACAAAGGAAGGUGUUUUGGCUGAUGAAAACAUGCGAGGUGUCCGUUUCAACAUUUAUGAUGUUACCUUGCACGCUGAUGCUAUCCAUCGUGGUGGUGGCCAGAUCAUUCCAACUGCUCGUCGUGUCUUGUACGCUUCAGCAAUUACAGCUUCACCACGUUUGAUGGAGCCUGUGUACUUGUGUGAAAUCCAAUGUCCAGAAGUGGCCGUCGGUGGUAUCUACGGUGUGUUGAACAGACGUCGUGGUCACGUCUUCGAAGAAAGUCAAGUCGUUGGUACCCCAAUGUUCGUUGUCAAAGCUUAUUUGCCUGUAAACGAAUCAUUCGGUUUCACUGCUGAUUUGCGUUCAAAUACCGGUGGACAAGCCUUCCCACAGUGCGUGUUCGACCAUUGGCAAGUCCUCCCCGGUGACCCAAUGGACAUCGGUACCAAGCCAUACCAAAUCGUGCAGGACACACGUAAACGUAAGGGUCUUAAGGAAGGUCUCCCAGAUGUUACUCAAUACCUAGACAAAUUGUAAAAUGGCGCAGAGCAUACUCCCUAUAAGGCUUUAAGUUUUGAGGUUAUAUCAAGAUAAUAUUUUUUAAAUCAGUACCAACAUAAAAAUAAAUGUAAUUUGUAUUAAAUA
Eupeodes corollae is the source of this 2762-nucleotide messenger RNA. It is a transcript of the gene eEF2, whose product is annotated as eukaryotic translation elongation factor 2. The record is from RefSeq and is a predicted model, not a curated record. The transcript has 7 exons. Gene Ontology annotation, molecular function: GTP binding; GTPase activity; translation elongation factor activity. The coding region runs from base 120 to 2654 and encodes 844 amino acids. Gene Ontology annotation, biological process: translational elongation. NCBI's taxonomy places the organism in Eukaryota, Metazoa, Arthropoda, Insecta, Diptera, Syrphidae. Gene Ontology annotation, cellular component: cytosol; ribonucleoprotein complex.